AUGCCGCCCGUGGCGCUCGGAGAAUUCCCGCCGGCAUGCGUGUCCGGCUGCACCGUCCUCGUUGCCGGCGCCGUGCAUGGUGACGAAGCCCUACCGGUUUUCGCCUCCUCGUCGCGCAGCUCCACGUCCGCCGAUGCCCUCCGCCGUCCCUUCCCGCGCUCUCUGACAGGAGCGGCGCCUCCUGCCUGCAGCAGCUCCGGGCCCCCACCUACGACCGGUCCCGUCGCCUCCCGCUCUGCGCCUGCCAACCGGGCGGUGGCUCCCGGGCGGGCUACCACUGUUCAGCACGCAGCUGUGGGUGGCCAGCUUCUGCCCAUCGUCUGGGCCGCCCCGCUCCGGUGUGCCGGCGCGUCACCCCGUCUUCCCGGUCACUUCUGUGCCGGCGAGUUGUGGUGCCACAGCCACGGGUACAUUCCAGGCCGCCCAUACUUCCGGCGCGUCGUCUUGUCGGGCAAGAAGAACAAGGGCAGGCGCAAGCCCACGGCUUCGGCGUCUCCACCACCGCACCCUGCUGCCCGGCGGCGACGGUUCCCAGCACCUCGACCGCCGUCUAUGUCGCCGCUGCCCCCGGUGCUCCCGUCGCUGUGCCCAAUGCAAAAGAGAAAGUUGCACCUGAGCGGCGAUGUUGCUACGUACUGUACAUGCGCUAUCAUGUGCGUUCAAGUGGCGUCGUGCUACGUGCACCGCCAGCUUUUCUGA
Aegilops tauschii subsp. strangulata is the source of this 699-nucleotide messenger RNA. NCBI's taxonomy places the organism in Eukaryota, Viridiplantae, Streptophyta, Magnoliopsida, Poales, Poaceae. The record is from RefSeq and is a predicted model, not a curated record.